GAACAAGGAGGCUUUCGAAAAUUCACGCAACUGAAACAGCAGCAUCCACAGCUGAAGCUUAUGGUGGCUGUUGGAGGUUGGGCUGAGGGUGGUUCGAAAUACUCACAAAUGGUAGCGGUGCGUGAGCGGCGGCUGAGUUUCAUACGCAGCGUUGUACAGUUCAUGAAGGAAUACAACUUUGAUGGUUUCGACUUGGACUGGGAGUACCCAGGUGCCACGGAUCGUGGUGGCACUUUCGGUGAUAAGGACAAGUUUUUAUAUUUUGUGGAGGAGCUGCGACGAGCGUUCGAUCGUGAGGGGCGCGGUUGGGAAAUAACAAUGGCUGUACCGGUGGCGAAAUUCAGACUUCAAGAGGGCUAUCAUGUACCCGAGUUGUGCGAGCAGCUAGAUGCUAUACAUGCGAUGACCUAUGACUUGCGCGGCAAUUGGGCCGGAUUUGCGGAUGUGCAUAGUCCGCUUUAUAAACGCAAACACGACCAGUGGGCUUAUGAGAAACUAAAUGUGAAUGACGGCCUUGCAUUGUGGGAAGAAAUGGGUUGUCCCGCAAACAAAUUAGUUGUUGGCGUGCCAUUCUAUGGCCGUACCUACACACUCAGUAGCUCCAACAAGAACUAUAAUAUGGGCACUUAUAUCAACAAAGAGGCAGGUGGUGGAUCGCCAGGUCCUUACACUAACGCUAGUGGAUUCCUCGCCUACUAUGAGAUCUGUACAGAAGUACAAGACGCAGCGAACGGUUGGACUGUCCAGUGGGAUGACCAAGGUAUGGUGCCCUACACCUACAAGGACACACAAUGGGUGGGCUAUGAGAACGAGAAGUCGGUACAAAUCAAAAUGGACUUCAUCAAGCAAAGGGGCUAUGCUGGCGCUAUGACCUGGGCCAUCGACAUGGAUGAUUUCCAUGGUUUGUGUGGCAGCGAGAAUGCGCUGAUGCAAAUUCUCUACGACAAUAUGCACGAUUACACGGUGCCAGAGCCGACGCGCGAGACGACACCGCGGCCCGAGUGGGCUAAACCGCCAGCGACGCCGCCGAAUCCCGAUGAGGCCAGCUUAAUGUCACAAGAUGUCACAACGAAGAGGCCGCACCCGAGCACAACACAAACAACAACAACACCGACGACGACAACGUCGACAAAACGGCCACUUGCCAACGAAACCACAACGACCAAGAAACCCUCAAAGGGCUCUAAGAAACCCAAACCACGACCAAAGCCAAAGCCAACCGUUGCUACUGCAACAACAACCGAAAUAUCAACUACGACCAGCAAUGAAGCUGGUGAAUUGGAGAUUUUCGAGCCCAAGCCAGAGGUCAUUAGCACAACAGGCGCAAAUCAAGUGCCCGACAUUGACUGUACGAAUAAGGAUUUUAUACCGCAUGCAAACUGUCAAAAGUACUAUCGCUGCGUGCAUGGCGAGCCAGUCGAAUUUGAGUGCAAGGAGGGCACAGCUUUCCAUACAAUUUUGAAUGUCUGCGAUUGGAUUGAGAACAGUGACCGUUAUUACUGCACCAAAACAAAGAAGAAGGCAUUGACCAACGAGACAAAAUAAUUUUUGAUUUAUUUAAUGGAAUCAAGUACAGAAAAAAAGUAUUUACUUUGUAGUUUAAUAGAGUUUAUAAGUUAAGAAUUCGAAUAUACUGUGUUUCUUCUAUUUAAGUCGAUUGAGU
Molecule: messenger RNA, 1663 nt
Organism: Rhagoletis zephyria (snowberry fruit fly)
Lineage: Eukaryota; Metazoa; Arthropoda; Insecta; Diptera; Tephritidae
Product: endochitinase-like
Biological process (GO): chitin catabolic process; carbohydrate metabolic process
Cellular component (GO): extracellular region
Molecular function (GO): chitinase activity; chitin binding
Source: RefSeq, a predicted model, not a curated record